This is a messenger RNA of Batrachochytrium dendrobatidis JAM81, 1103 nucleotides long. Its product is annotated as lysophosphatidylcholine acyltransferase. Lineage: Eukaryota; Fungi; Chytridiomycota; Chytridiomycetes; Rhizophydiales. The coding region runs from base 441 to 1103 and encodes 220 amino acids. Gene Ontology annotation, biological process: inner mitochondrial membrane organization; cardiolipin acyl-chain remodeling. The transcript has 3 exons. Gene Ontology annotation, cellular component: mitochondrial membrane. The record is from RefSeq and is a predicted model, not a curated record. Gene Ontology annotation, molecular function: 1-acylglycerophosphocholine O-acyltransferase activity.
GGAUUUUCAUGGUAAUACCAGUUCAUUGAGAUUGUAAAUACCCCAUCAAGAGCAUAUACAGCUUUAAUCACGUGUUUUCAUGUGACAGUUAAAUUUACUUUUGGAAAUAUCGACCCUGACUUGAAACAUUGAAUGUUUACAGCCAGUUUUUUGUUUUCCUUGUUGGUAAAUAACCACAUCAUACUGCUUUGCCAAGAUGAGAAUGCUGCAGCCAUUUCAUCGGCAUCAAUUAGUAUCGCCUUCUAUUUCAACUCGCGUACUUUUGGGUAUGCUUCACCUCGAAUCAUGCCCAUUAUUGCUACCAAACAUCAAGAUAAUCUACUUUAAACAACACACUACUUUGUUAUUCAUAAACUCGACUCUAUGCUCAUGAGAUUUGAAAAAAACUAAGAGAUGCGUUAUUGGGUUUUGAUUUAGGCUUAGGAGGAGCAGUCAAUAAGAUGUGGUUAAAGUAUUGUACUGCAUUGUAUGUUUACAAUCAGCACUAUUUAGAGCUUUCAUUAGCACGAAAACAUCAACCAUUGAUUUCAGCUUGCAAUCAUAGUGCAACGCUUGAUGAUCCAAUAUUAUUCGGUUUAUUGCCAUGGUCUACUCUUCUUGAUGCAAAAAAUAUGAGAUGGUCGCUCGGAGCCAAAGAAAUCUGUUUUACAAAUGCAUUUACGUCUUGGUUUUUUACCGUGGGACAAGUGCUGCCAAUUAUUCGUGGCGAUGGGAUUUAUCAACCUGCCAUGAACCAAGCGGUAAACCUGCUUGACAAUAAUCGCUGGGUGCAUAUAUUUCCUGAAGGCCGAGUCAACCAAGCCGAAACAAUGCUCAGAUUCAAAUGGGGAAUCGCCCGUUUGGUUAUGGAUUCCAAAACUCCACCAUUGGUUCUCCCCUUUUAUCACACUGGCAUGCAACACAUGGUUCCUCUUUCACAGCACUACCCAAAUCCAAUGAAAAAGAUUGUCCUUGCGUUUGGUAAACCGAUUGAUUUUCGCAGCUAUUCUUUCGAAAAAUCCAUCACAAAUGAGGAGCAGCGGAUACGCAUUACGAAACGAAUUCAGGAUGAGGUGGAGCGGUUGAAAUUAUUUGUUGAUCAAAGUCUUGAUGUGGCGAAAUGA